This is a messenger RNA of Passer domesticus (house sparrow), 2393 nucleotides long. It is a transcript of the gene IFT54, whose product is annotated as TRAF3 interacting protein 1. Lineage: Eukaryota; Metazoa; Chordata; Aves; Passeriformes; Passeridae. Gene Ontology annotation, biological process: intraciliary transport; cilium assembly; regulation of microtubule cytoskeleton organization. The coding region runs from base 91 to 2148 and encodes 685 amino acids. The transcript is spliced from 16 exons. Gene Ontology annotation, molecular function: microtubule binding. Gene Ontology annotation, cellular component: intraciliary transport particle B; ciliary basal body; centrosome. The record is from RefSeq and is a predicted model, not a curated record.
GGGAGCGCCGGGCCGGGGGCGGGCGGGUCCCGCGGCGAUCCCGGUUCGAGCCCGGCCCGGCCCGGCCCGGCACGGCACGGCACGGCCGCGAUGAACGAGGCGGUGUCGCGGCAAACGCGGGAGACCCUGGGGCAGGUGAUCCGCAAGCCGCCGCUCACCGACGCGCUGCUGGGCAAGCCGCCCUUCCGCUACCUGCACGACCUGAUCUGCGAGGUGAUCAGAGUGACAGGUUUUCUGAGAGGACUUUACACAGAUUUCGAGUUGAAGUCAGAUAAUGUCAAGGAUAAGGAAUCCAAAAUCAACUUCCUUCAGAAGGCCAUUGAUGCUGUUGUGAUGGUGACAGGGGAGCCACUGUCAGUGAAACCAGCACGAGUCGUGGCUGGACACGAGCCUGAGAAAACCAAUGAAUUCCUUCAGGCAAUUGGGAAGUGUUGCUUGAAUAAGCUGUCCAGUGAUGCUGCUGUAAAAAAGGUCUUGGCUGGGGAAAAAGCUGAUGCUAAAGGGAAACCUCCACCCUCUAAACCUCGACAUAAAGAAAGCAGAGAGGCCAAAGCAGAAGAACAAAAAAGCCAUAAGGACAAAGAGAGUAGGAGAGACACUGAAAUUAAAGACAGAAGCCCCAGCAGAGACAGAAGACCCAAAGGAGAUUUGAAAGAGAGCAGAGAAAGAGAAAAGGAGAGGGAAAAACAGAAGAAUAAUGAAGACAGGCACAAAGAACCUGAAAGAGACGCCUCAAAGGAAGGAGAAAAACAAGAGAGGGAAGGAGGCAAGAGCAGAACAAACAAGCAAGGAAGAGAAACAGCAAAAAACAAAGGAAAAGGAGACCCAGAGCGAGGAGAGGAUCUCAGGCAUGAUAAAGGACAGGAAAGAGAGAAAAGACAUGAAGGAGGAAGAGAAAAGGACAGGCUGAAAGGAAGAGACAAAGAUAAGGCCAGGGACAGAGAUGGAGAGAAAGACAGAGAGAGAAGAAGAGAUCGGGACAGAGAAAAAGAUGGGGAAGAUCUCAGGGAACAUGGAAAGGAGAAAGCAGAGAAAAAGCCCUCAGAUUCUGAAGAAUCCAUGCAUAGAAAACCACAGAGGCCAACUAAAGAUAGCAAGUGCCAGCCAGACACUGAGAAUGAAACUCCUGCAAGGAUAUCAAAGCAGCCUGCAGCAAAAGCAUCAAGGCAUCACUCCAAGCCCGGAGGAGAAGGGUUUGGUUUGUACUCCCAGCCUGCAUUUGUGAAUCCAAGAGACAAUUUUCCUGACGGGAUUUGGGAUACAGGAAGAGCUGUGGACAUGAGGAGUGUGGCAGAUGGGAUUUCAGAGGAUGGUGCUGCUGAGCUGCAGGAGAAAAAUGAACCAGGCCUUGCAGAAAAACAGAAAGAAAGAGAAGUGGAGAAUGCAGCUCCUGACAAGCCUGAAAAUGGGGAAGCACCUCCUGAUGUCCCACCUCGGCCUGCCCAAAGAAGGAUUCCCCGUCCUGGCAGCGCGAGGCCGGCACCUCCGCGAGUGAAACAUCAGGAGAGCACUGAGCUCUUAAUCCCAGAAAGGAGCGGCAGCUCUAAAAUGGCCCCGGCUGUGCUCAGGGAGCAGCAGGUGUCUGAUGAGGAGGACGAGCAGUUCGUGGUGGAGACAGCAGCACCUCUGCCAGAGAUGCCAAAGGAGCCAGAAGUGGAGCUGGUUGAGGAUCAAAAGCAUGGUGGGCUGGUGAAAAGAAUCCUAGAAACAAAGAAGGAUUAUGAGGCAUCACAGAAAUCAUCACAGACCACAGACAGGGAGAAGCCAAUUGUCUCAGAAGCAUCCAGGAAGAGGGAGAGAGACCUGGUAGCCAAAGAAAUCGAGAAGUUCCAGGGCUCCAUUCAGACUGUGUGCCAGCACGUCUUCAGGCUGGGCAGGAUGGUGGAUUACAUCCAGGAGGACAUGGAUGCCAUGAGGAACGAGCUGCUGAUGUGGCGCCAGGAGAACAGGGAGCACGCGGAGGCUUUGCGGAGGGAGCAGAGCAUCACAGACAGCACUCUGGAACCACUGAAGGCUGAGCUGGCUGAACUGGAGCAGCUGAUGAAAGACCAGCAAGACAAGAUCUGUGCUGCAAAAGCAAAUAAUUUAAGGAAUGACGAAAAAAUCCAGAGGAUGAUUCUGAGCAUAAACGUGUCUUCAAGAAGGUGAAGAAGAGGGAAAAGAAAUUAAAGAGCCUUGGGACUCACUGACUGACAUUGCUACCAAAAAACCAGAACCCAAAUAGCAGAUAUGCCUUGCUCAGAUAUAGAAUGUUUAGGGACCAAAACCCUGAAAAUGUUAUGAAAAACUCUGUUAUUUGCAUUGACUUUUAGAUGUUGAUAUUAUGCAGGAUAAAAUGAUAUUCACUUGAAUGCUAAAGUUGCAGAGCUAUUAAAAGAACUUUAUUUGUUUAA